AUGAGCGAUGAAACGAAUGAAUAUAAUGCUACAUUGAGUGAUUGUAAUUCUACUGAUUACAAUUCUAAUUACAAGGAGGGGUAUAAGAACAGUGAAAAUAAUGAAGAUACAUUUUCAGAAGAGUGUAAUACACCAAAAUUUGAAAAGGUAAUUGAGAACAAUAGAAUAAAUAUAAGAAUAAAUAAAAACGCAAAUACUCAAAAUUGCAAAAAAGAAAAAUGUAAAAGAAAAACAAAUAAUUCUUUCAUUUGUAAUCUUGUUAAGAAAAUAGAGGAUAUAUAUAAAAGACAGCUAUUGAAUAAUAAUAAUAAUAUAGAACAAAAUGAUUGUAAGACUCUAAUUAAAUCUAAAUGUAAAUGUGCGUCUAAGUGUAUGUCUAAAUGUAAGUCUUCAUUUAUGCUCAACGAAUAUUUGAACGUUGAACCAACUAACAAUGUAUUUUAUAGACGUAGAACACCAAAUGAAACCUUACAUAGUAGUGAUUUCAAUGGUAUAAAUUUAAGACCACUUCUAAGAUUUAAAAGUCUACACAACUACAAUAAUAACAAUGAAAUGAGUAAGCUACAACAACAACAAAAAAAAGCUAUUAUAAAAAUAUCAAACAUAAGUCCAUCUCAAAGAUUUACAAAUAAUGGCAUUUAUACUAAUCAAUCUACUCCUUAUGGUACACCAGCAAAUUUUUUUGGGUUACAUAAAAAUAUAGCUACUGGGAAAUUCAAUGUUACGAAAAAUGAAGAGUGCAAAAAUAGCAUACUUCCCUCUCCUUAUUUCGACAUGUAUCAUUACAGUAACAAGACAAAUAGAAGGCCGUAUCGAAGUAGUAACAAUCAUAAAACGCCUCCUGGAUAUGUGAGAUCAGUUCGCGUAGUCCCUGGGUGCAAUCCCCUGAGUAAAGUAAAAAACGAGGGUCAGAAAGGAAGAAAAUAUGAGGGGGAAAAUAGACAAAGAAACGAGGAAAUCGAAAAAAUGAACAAUGAACCCAACUGCUCAAGUCACAACAAUAUGAACAGGAAAACAAGCAAAAUUUGUUUACAUAUAAAUAGGAGAGGAAGACAAAGCAGAAAUCGAAGUAAAAACAACGAUAAGGAUGAAACAUGUUCUCAUAAAGGAUCAGAGGAAGCCAAUUGUGAUAAAGAGGCUACUCUAUUUACUUGCGAUCAAAAUUUAAGUAAUCGUAAUAAAAGAUUUGAAGAGAAAAAUAAAAGAAGCAAAUUUAGAGCUAGUCUAUCUGCUCCUCUAAAAAUAUGCAAUAAGUGGAGUAACAUGAAGAGAGGAAUUCACAACAAUUGUGAGAAUUACGAAAAUGGUGAAGCGCUUUUUCCACUAAGCUCUAUUAAUGGGAUAUCAAUAAAUAUGAACAAAGGCAUAGAUGGAAGAGAAAUAUUUCUUCAUACACAUAACACUAAUAGUAGAGUGGGGGAAAAAGAUGAUGGAAAUGACUGUAUAUUCCCAAGUACACACUGUUACAAUAUAUCUAAUAAUGAGCACAGAUGUAGAAAGUGCAGGAACAGGAAAAAAAGAGACGUCAAAAUGGCAUAUGGGGGAAUACACCCAGCAAACUAUGGACUGUCAGUGCUUAACCAUGAUAUUAUUGAGAAGCGGUCGAUUCGUAAUCCGCAAAAUUAUAGUAAUAGUAAUAGUAGUAGUUAUAGUAAUGGUAACAAUAGUCCACUGGGCGAUAGGAUGAGUGAAAAUAAAAAUAUUGGGGUUUACAUGGAAAGGAGAAGAUCAGCUUUUCCAACUACAUUUGAUAAUUAUAACAAGAUAUAUUAUUGCGAUGGUAAAAAAGGAUUCUUAAAAAAAAUUGAUGGGAAGAAAAUACAGAGAAAUGAAUCUCAUCCUUGUGAACAACAUGAAAAUGAAAGUAAUGACAACGGAAAAUAUUUAAAAAUUGUGGGGAACGGCACUUCAUACAUACAAAUAGAAGAUAAUAAAUAUGGCAAAUCGAAUAACUCUGGCAUUUUUUUGGACCAACGUAACUAUAAAAGCUUGCACGAUGUAAAUGACAAUAAAACGAUCAGAUAUGCAGAAGGGAAAAUGCAUGCCAAUGAAAUGGAAGCACAUGAAGAGGGGAAAAAGGAAAAACAAGUAGGAUCCCUUCACAAUAGCAGAAUAAGAAGUAGCAGUAGAAGUAACAGUAACAGUGACUGCCGUCAAGACGCGCUGAUCCCGAUGGAUUAUAAAAUUGUAAAAUAUGUAGACUCGAGGGGCACUAGUAAAAAUUGCAUAGAGGAGGACGUACAUAUAGUAGAUGGUAAAAAGAGAAUACAUAAUAAUUGUAUGAUUCCCCUUAUUAAUGAUGGCUCUUUUACAAGAAAAUGUAAAUAUCAAAACUUAAAAACAAUUACUAUUCGCUCAGAUAGCAAGAGCUCAUGCGAUAAGAAAGGGUUAAGAUGUAAAGAAGCAUGUAUAAAAAGUGGAAGACUAAAGUUUAGAAAAGAUACCUUUUACAAUAACGAAAAAAAAUAUAAUUCGAAGAAUAAUGAAUUAUAUUCACAUAAAGAUAAUAUGGAAAAGUUCAAAAUAGUACAAUGUUAUAAGGGGGAUGGAGAACAUGUGUUACUCGAUCCUUUAUAUCGUUUUCGUUGUGAUAAACUGAAGGAAGAAGAAACUCUAAACUUAAAUAAAAUUAAAAGAAAUUUAAAAAAUUUAACUAGCGAAAAACCAAAGGAAAUAUGUUCUAAUACAAUACUACAAAUACAGGAUGAACAAAAUGGAAUGAAAGCUAAACUGUGCAAUGUGGCUGAUGCCCCAAGUAAUAAUAAUAAUACUAAAAUCAGUAGCCAAAUGACGAGAUGUAUAUCUAAGAGAGCAUUACCAAAUAGAUUAAAUAGGCUGGAUAUUCCAAAUAUGUAUGAAACUGAUACGAACAAUAAUGAAAAAGGAAGAGUUAAUGAAAGUUACUACCACAAUAAAGACAGCAGCAGCAGAUGUUGCUUAAAUAGCGGGAGAGCAAAUAAACGCAUAAGUAAAAGAAAUAAAUUCGAAGGAAACUAUAAAUAUUACUCUAAAUGCCCUUUGAAACGUAUUUCACCUUCCAUGGAUGAUAAUGUAAAUAAAAAACGAAUAGGCAAAAGGUGUAGAAGUGACUACGGCUACUGUUUUAACGCAGUUAAUGAAGAGCAAAACUAUAAUUUAAGUGAUGGGCAUUCAAAAUAUUCUGACAAAAUGGUUGAGGGUAGUAAAAGUAUUAAUAGCUAUCAUCCUACUUCUAACAUGUUCGAAAAAAGAAAAAACAAAAAAAAGGAAGACAAACAAUUCAUAUCGUCCAGAAAAGCGAGGCAGUUAAACAGUACUAUCAAUGAAUGUCAUAACAAACUAUCAGCGGAAAAUUGUUAUGAUAAAUACGAUAUGCAGUGUUCACAAAAUGGAAGUAGCUCCGUUCUUGCAGGUGAGAAUGAGCAUUCACAAGGAAGUAUAGAUAAAGGAGGAAGAGAAGGAAGGAUGAGAGAAAAAAUUAUACGGAACGAAGAAUUUUUAGGAAAGGAGAAGAUUAUAGAUAUGGACAAAGUGCUGAGGGAACCUACUAUAGGUAGAACUUCUACAAGCAUAAGCAAAAUAUGUGAAACUGAUACCUACGGUUGUAUAGAUGGCUAUACUAAAAAUCAGCUAUGUGAUAUAAGACUAUUACGAGGAAAUUUUUCGCAUCAAGAAAAAAAAAGAGAAAUAAAGAACUCAUAUAGCUACACUAAUAGAUCAUCGAAAGGAGGAAAUAGCACAUUGUAUGCAGUGGGAAGAUAUCCAGUUGUAGUAAAAGAUGAACAAAGAGAUAAAAUGAAAAUGUGCAAUAUUCCUAGUACGAGAAGUAUAUAUCAUGGAAAAAAUUCAUCCAUACACAUGAAAAAAAAAAGUAUGUUAGGAAAAUAUAGAUCUAAUUUGGAUGAUGUUGAGUUAGAGCAUAAUUCAUAUUCCAAUAAAGUACAUGAAACGGAAAGACAAUCAAAUCAAAGGAUGAGAUGUUAUUCCAGUGAAGGUGAGAAAAGUAUAUGUAAUGUGGAUUCAAAAUUGGAUAAAUUGUAUUCUACGCAAGAUGGAUUUUCUAGAUGUGUACAUAAAAAUGGGGGGGCAUAUAAAAAAGAGAGCACAAAAUGUUGCCACCAUAACUCGGACAGUAACAACAGUAUGAGCAAUAAUUUAAAAUCAAAAUCAAAAGAUGAUAAAUUAUCAUAUAUACUAUCGAGCAAUAAAUUUAUUAGAGCACAAAGGAAAAAGAAGAGGGGAGCGUUAGAAGGCUUUGUUUGCGAGGGGGAGUGUAAUAACUUAUUAAGGAAUGGUAGAGAAAUGGUAAAGCAUUCGAAUGGAGAUAAACAUGGGGAACCACCCAAAAAUGUUUUAUAUAAUGAACAUAGAAGUGGUACAAGUGUUAGAAGAGGUGUAAGUGUCAGAAGCAGUAAUCGUGGUAGAAGCGAUAAACGGGGGAACUCCACUGAGCUUAAGAGAAGAAUCCCCGAUUUAGUUAAUCACGAAGAAAGAUAUUACACAAAAAACAAUAUUUACGAUUCUGCAGGGGUAAGAAGUGAAAAUGACAGUAAAUAUCAUUCUAAUGAAAGAAGGCUUUAUCGAAAGGAAAGGAAUCAUACAUAUGGAAAUGACUACAAAGGAAAAAGUACAAAAUGUUCAAGUAAGUCCAAGGGUUAUGGAACAACAAAAUAUGCUAAUGAUAUGAAUAAUAAUGAAGAAGCCAAAUAUAAAAAUGAAAGAAAAAAAAGAGAGUUUCUACAAUAUAACAAUUCUUACAGUUCUAACCAUAGUAGAAAUAGAUCAUUGUAUGAGAAAAAUAUAAGUCCUUGUAAUUCGCAUAAACAAGAUUUUCAUUUUAGCACUUCACGAAAUUGCGAUAGCAACACAUACAACUUGAAUGAAAAAUUAAGUGAUAUAAAUGUGCCUACUGUGAUUUUAAAAAAACCAACGAUAAUAAUUAGCGAUAAUAGUAAUGGUGAUAAAGAAGAGAAAAAAGAAUUUGGGAAAAAAAAUAUUUUUACUUGUUCGUAUGUUAAUGAAAAUUAUAAUCCUAAGGAAAAAGUACAUUCUAGUAGUAUUCAUUCUAAAGAAGGCAACAAUAUGGAUCAUUAUUACUCAUCUGAAUUUCAUAAUCGAAAAAACGAACUUUCUAAAAAUAGGGAAAAUAUCAUUAGCCAAAAUGCGCAUGAAAAAAGCACAAAUGAUAUUUAUAGGAUUAACUGCACAAGUAAAGAGGAAAAUGAUCUAAGCGUAAAAAAAAUGAACAGGUCAAAAUUAUCAUACAUCUUAUAUGAUGAGCAUGAUGAUAUGGGUAAGAAUAAUAACAAGUUUUUCAAAUUUAAGAAAAAAAAAAAAUAUGAUACAACCGAUGAACAGUUAAGAUAUAAAAUUGCAACAUCUACUGGUAGCAGCCAUGAUAAAAAGGAAUCAUCAACAAAAUCAAGAAUAAUAAACGAGCCCAUAAGGGGUGUAAAACGUGAAUUAUAUAUUAGUACGAAUGAGGAAAAUAGAUAUUUUCGUGAGCAAAAAAAUAGCAGUGUAGAAAAAGAUCGUGAAUAUAUAAAAAGCAUUAACCGGUCAUUAAGUUCUCACCCAACAAAUUACGAAAACGUAGAAAAAAAUUCGAAAAAUGGUAACUUAAGUAUGCAUAUAUAUAAUAGUAAGAACAUUGAUAAUGUUUUCUUACACAGAGAGAAAAGAAAAAGUAGUGAAUCAAUUUGUCGAAAGGUUAGCAGCAAUUUAAGGGAAGAGCACAUAUUUCCAGAUACAGAAACUGAUCGAUCAAAAAUAUCCUCAAAGGGGAAAAGGAACGCGCAAAUAAAUACGGAUGAGAAAAAACACAUUUGUGCAGAUAAUUAUAACACUAUAAAUAGUGGACUUUUUGAGGCAGAUGAAAAAAUUUUACAAACAGAUUCGCUAAAAAGAAGAAAUUCGGGAAAACUCAUGGAUGGUCAACUAGUAGGAAGCCACCACACAGACAGUGUUGAACGCCCUCUCAGCAGUAACAUAGAUGUGCAAAAUUAUAGUAGAAGCUAUAUAAAUAUGAAUAGUAAAAAUUUACAUAUAGGAUGCACAAAAUUAAGCACUGAUGAUUAUAGAACAUUAAUAUGUAGGAAAAACAGUUUGUCAUCUACUAGUGCGAAUUGUGACAAUGAACAAACGGAGGGAAGUAAUGAGGACUUUUGCAAAAGUGCAAAAGAUAUAUAUCUCAAAAGGCAAUCUGAAAAUAGCCUUAAAUCACGUAAACAAAAGAGUAUAUCAUAUAAUAAUAAAUGGGAAAGUAAAGAUAAACUUGGAAACAACAUGAACACAAAAAAGGGAAGCGGAUUGGUGUAUCACAAAGAAGGUCUAUUUGAUGGAGGAACAAACACAGAUCUAUCUUAUCGAAGAAAUAAGUACUCUAUCAAAAAAUGCAUAAAUUCAUUUACUCCUCAACAUGAUAAUACAGAGAGGGGAAAUCACGAUAAUACCGAUAGAUAUGACGAUAUGGAUAAUUACAGUGAUAAUUAUAAUGAUAACUACGAAUGUAUUAAUAGAGGUGCUUCUUCACAAAUAAAUGGGGAUAAAGAAAAAAGAUUGACGGAUUCGCAUAAUAAUAACUCGUUUAAAAUUAAAAAUAAAGGAAAUAUGAAUAAUCAUAGAAGAGGAAAGGGACAAAAAAUUAUCCAUGCGUUACACUAUAAUAACUAUUCCGAUUCAGAAAAAUGCAAAAGUUCCAACGUCAAUACAAGUGAUCAUAUAUCUAGAGGAAAUAUUAUGAAUAGUUCAAGUGAAUAUUUAAAUUGUCAUAAUACAAAUGGAAGUCUUACAUCAACAGUGAAUAAAGCAUUUGAAAAAAAAAAAAAAAUUAGAUCAAAAUGUAGCUCAGAUUCUAAAAGUGUCGAAGAAAUACGAUAUUCUAAUAGUAGAGAAAAUAAAAAUUUUAAAAAUAGUAUAUCAGGAUAUAAUAAAGAAAUGGAAAACUAUGACAACAAUAACUUGCGUAAUGCACAUACAAAACUUUCAUCUGAGUCAGACAAAAAGUGGAGUGAAAAAAAAAGUAAAUCAAAAAAUAUGAACAAUUAUCACAGUAAUAUACAUACCUGUAAGGCUAUGAGCAAUGAGAAAAAAUUAACAAUUAAUUCUUUUAAUGAAAAUAUAUUAUCUGAAAAGGAUGAAGUGAAUGAUAAGUAUUCAUUUAAUAAGAGCUUAAAUUUGAGUAAGACAAUGAAUAAAUUUGAUCAAAAUAAAGCAAGCAAUAGUAUAGUACUAAAAGAAGAAGAAAAAGGAAAAGGUACAAAUUGUAGCAAUUCCAUAAUAUUUAAUUCGGUAAAUGGUCAGAUGAGCCAAGGAAUACAAAACGCAUGCAAAGGUCAGGUGAUUAGUUAUUUAACAGACAAUAAGGCCGAUAAUAACGGAAAAAGAACAGACAAUUAUAACUGUGCAAUGUAUAACGUGGCAGGAGAUGAGGGGAAUGCAAAUGUUAGUGCAAAUGUAGGUAAAAGUGAGAGCCAUAUUAAAAUUCAAACUGAAGGAGAUGCAGUAAAAAGGGAAAUGAGUUCAGAAUAUUGCCCAAUGAAUUGUUUUAAUAUAGGUGAGGAUAAAAAUAUACCAAGAAAACCGCUUAACAGUGUCUUAGGUUUAAAAGAGGCAAAUGAUUACAUGAAGAAUGAGCUAAACUACUACUUAACUAAUAGUAUAAAAAAUGAAAAUGCUCAUGAGGACACGACAAAAAAAAUGGAUUGUACACCCUCAAGUUUUAAUAUGGUAAAUGAUAUAAAAAAUAGUAUACAUAAUGAAGAGCCUAUAAAAAACAUAUACAAUACUAGUAAUAUUGUAGACAAAUCGUAUUUUUGCGUAAGGGAUAACAGAGAAAUAUUUAAUACCUUAAACAGUGGUGAAAUAAACUGCAUACAUGAAAAUAUUAAUAACAGUGUUAGUAAUGGUAAUAGGAACAGCAGUGAUAACAUUGACGGUAACGGUAGUAAUAGUAGUAGCGCUAACAGUAAUGGCAACAGUGGGUAUAGCAGCGUAUGCAUCAGAAAAAAUAAUAGUAACGCCUCCGAUAUAGCCACUGCACACAAUAGCAGUACACCCGUUGGUAGUGGCAUUCCUGUGACUACUAAUGCAUAUCCAAAUGGUACAUGUCUAAGUGAAGAAAGAGGAAAUCCAAUCUGUUUUAAUGGAAACGGAAAUGUAUUUACAUGUAUUAAUUCAAAUGAAAGAGAACAAAUAAAAUUUACUAACCCUGCAUUUAGAAUUUCAAGUGAUAGUGAAUUAAGAAAAGGAUAUCAUAAUAACGUAUAUUAUGACGAUAUCAAUAGGAAUCAAAAUGUAAGUGUUCCUCCACUUACUAGUACUACUAAUACGAAUAAUAGUAUGAUUUAUCAAAUGCCCCCCAGUUACCAUCUGAUGAAUAAACGUUCUAUAUACGGCAACGCGAUUAAUCCGACGUCGACGGCGCCUGAACCGGCAACUAGGAGCAUUAUAUUCAAUUAUAAUAGGACUAGCAAUAAUGAUAAUAAUAUUAAUAGUGAAUAUAUGAACGGAAAAAAUAUUAGCAGUAAUAAUAUUAUCAGUAAUAAUAUUAGCCGUAAUAUUAUUAACGGCAAUAAUAAUGAUCCUAAUUUAGUUAUUAACCCUAGCCUAGUGAACGGUAACGGUUCAGGUGGAACGUACUAUUAUAGUAAAGCCUUCAGUACGGGUAACCUACAUAAUGAACAUUUUAAGAAUAAUAUAUUUUACACGAAAUUUGCAAGUAAUGAUAACAAUUAUAGCGAUAAUAAGAACAAUAUAUUACUAAACAGACUUGUGAAUAACAAUAAUGAAGGGAGUGAUUCACCUAUUAAUAUCCCUGAAGCUCAAGGUAUACUUGAUCCUAAUUUUAGUAAAAUAAAUAAUACAGUUCAAAUGAAUAACACAAAAAUGCAAAAUAUAAUUAAUAAUAAUUAUGCUAAUUUACGUAAUAACCCUCUUGUUAAUAAUAAUAUGAAGAAUCAAAAUAUUUUCUAUGAUAUCAAUGGAAAAGCAUAUAUGCACUCUAUGGUAACGGCAUAA
Molecule: messenger RNA, 8997 nt
Organism: Plasmodium malariae
Lineage: Eukaryota; Apicomplexa; Aconoidasida; Haemosporida; Plasmodiidae
Product: conserved Plasmodium protein, unknown function
Exons: 1
Coding region: 1-8997 (2998 amino acids)
Source: RefSeq, a predicted model, not a curated record